Galleria mellonella (greater wax moth) is the source of this 7444-nucleotide messenger RNA. RefSeq names its product BAI1-associated protein 3 (gene unc-13-4A). The coding region runs from base 630 to 4406 and encodes 1258 amino acids. The transcript has 26 exons. Lineage: Eukaryota; Metazoa; Arthropoda; Insecta; Lepidoptera; Pyralidae. The record is from RefSeq and is a predicted model, not a curated record.
UGUCACUUUACGAAACUUUGUUAGAAAUACUAAGAGGUUUCACAAGAUUUCUGUAUUAUUUUCAUAGGCGGACUGGAAGGGAAUACCAUAACUUUGUCAGCGUGAGAUUCGGAUGAUUCAAGGCGGAUGCCUGGGAAACGAGUCCGGGCGAGGCUGCGAGGAGCAAGGAGAACGUAGUCUGCGACAGCAGUCUCCGCCCAGCCGCCCUACGCGAGAGUCGCCGCCUUACGCGCCCUGCGUCCGACGCACGACGUACCGCCCGCCCUGGCUCUACAGUCGUAGGUGCUCGCGAACGAACAGUCACUCACACAUCUAACUUGCAUCAAUAAACGCUUCGUUUAAUAUAAAUAUGCCCUUUCAUAACUUGGCCCAUAAGUUCGUUUUAUUGUAAAGAACGUUUGAAGUUUCCUAAAUGUUAUAGAUAUAGCGGGAGUCUCGGCGUCCUUUUAACAUAUUCCACUGAAAGAGAGGUAAAAUGUGUGGCGAUACAAUGGAAGUCUGAUUAAUUGGUUGAUAUUAGACAUGUGAGAAUCGAAUUAAAUUUUUAAUGGGUGUUAAAAUUAUUCGAAGUGAAGUACAGUAAUAAAUAGUGUGAGUGCAGAUGUGUGAAGUGUUAUAAGUGCGUGGCCAUGAGUUUCUUGUCGUCGCUGGGUCAGUAUGUGGCAGGCGUGGCGGACAGCGUCGCAGGGCUGGCGCUGUCACCGCGGCGCGCGCCACCCGCCCGUCACCGUUCUGCUGAGGAAUCACAGCCGCAGCAGACUCAGCCCUCUACAGCCACCAUGAGAGGUUUUCCGCGAGUGGUGCCGACAGAAGGAGCCUCUGCUCUAAGCGCACGCCGGCGGACUCUCGACUGCCUAGCUCCAGCGGCACCUCCACGUCGAGGAGGCUCACUCCGGGUACCACGACACCAACAACCGCCGGAGAAACCUACCAUGGCUUUUUGUAAGCGGCGUCUCUCUUGGCCUGAGGUCGACAACUCUGUCAACUCUGGAGUUCAAGAAACUGACGGUUCAUACUUUGAGAGCUUUACGGCAUUGUCGUGGCGGCAAGAGAACCGGCGCCUGGCAGCUUUACGCCUAGCCGAAGCAAGAGCUGAGCGACCACCUCCAGCGCCACAUGAACUCGGCUUACCUAGUGUGUCAGCACAAUUGUCCCACAAAGAACACGAACAUUUAUAUACAGAGGUACUGUACUGCAUUGAGAAUGCAGUGGGAGCUCCGGCACCGGAUGGUCAGUUCGCGUCAUACAAAGACGAGGUGAUAGAGUACGCGCGGCGUGCGUUCAGAGUUUCACCGGAGGUACAUUCCCGUGCGGUGAGGGCUGCAGGUAGCGAACGGCCUCCAACAGUUGUUCUGGGCUGCUCAGUAAUAGAAGCAGAUGGGCUCGAAGCUAAGGACGCAAACGGAUUUAGUGAUCCAUACUGCAUGCUGGGCAUUCAACCAGCAUCGCUGCCAGCUUCUCCGCGAGCAUCUGAAGAUGAAGGUCGGAAACAUGGGUUCAGACUCAGUUUCAAACGUAGAGAUGGACGUCAACAGCGCGACAGUCUCGGAAGACUACCAGCACGAUACAUCCGUGCAACCAGUGUCAGACCACAUACACUCUCACCUAAAUGGAAUGAAACUUUCAAAUUUGACAUCGACGACAUAUCAUCGGACGUUCUACACCUAGACAUCUGGGAUCACGAUGACGAGAGCUCGGUACUGGACGCGGUGUCCAGACUCAACGAGGUUCGAGGAGUCCGCGGCUUGGGUCGCUUCUUCAAACAAGUAUGCCAAAGCGCACGCCAAGGGAGCCAAGACGAUUUUCUCGGUUGCGUAAAUAUCCCGCUCCGUGAGAUACCCUCAACCGGUGUAGAAGGAUGGUAUAAGUUGGAGGCCAGAUCGCAGCGGUCCUCAGUACAGGGUCGCAUCCGGCUACGUCUAUGGCUUUCCGCCCGGGAAGCAGGUCGACACGACGACGACAACUGGCAACAGGUGCGACAACAUGAACGUCUCUUUGGAGUAUUGUUGGCUCACGAAGUGGAAACAGCGUCAAGCGGUGGUACCGACGGAGCAGAGGGCGAGACCUGUAAUGGAUGGGAAGGAGAACUAUGCGGUCCCGCGCAGACCUUGUUACACCAACAUGCGAUUCAAGGCGAUAUGAGUGCGUUACAGGCAGCAAUAGCCAGAUUUGCGGCUGCAUGUAGGCUGAAUAGCGAUGCACCUCUUGAUCCUAAGUAUAUGUAUAAAUUGCUAACGGAGUUAGAACGUGCUUGGUGUGCGAGCGAAGGUACUUCGAUGGGCGGUAGCGAUGCUGGCGCCACUGGCAACGUGUCGCGCGACGAAGAACGCUGGCUGGCCGACUGCUUCGGCGAGCUGGUGGAGAGAGCGCUACACCAGCUGCGCCUGCACAGGGAUCUGUACCCGGUGUUACACCACCACAGUCUUAAUAAGUUGGAGUAUCUUCUGCGAUGUUUAAGUCAACUGUCACAAAUGAAAGCGUUCUGGAGAUGCUGUCCCUUCAACAAGGAAAUCAGGACGGAAAUAGUGGGCUCACUCCGCAAAGGCACUUCAGAAUGGUACGAAGCUCUUUGUGCUCAGGACACUGAAUCAGAACGGGGAGAAGACCUAGUAAAUCUAAUUACUCUUGUGCAAAUUGAUCUACAGCAAGGAUUGACAUACUAUCAUCCGUUAUUUGAAACGACUAACAACGUCCCAUAUUUUAGCGUGGUCUUUACACAAAUAGAUAAAAUGGUAGCAGAAGAUGUAAGGCAAUGUGUAGAACACUGGGUGGCUGAAGGAUGGUGCGGGGUCGCUGAGGAAGAAGUGAUUGAUGAGCAAGGCAACGGAGUAUGUGUAGUAUCGGCGAAGACCCUGCCAUUUGAAGUGCUGUCAGCAGUCCGAGAGCUAUGUGCAGCCGCGGCGCCCGCUCCGCCUCCGCACCUCGCGCACGAUCCGCCACCGAUGCUUCUCGAAGCCUACUUGUGGUUCGAGCCAUUAAUCGAUAGAUGGUUGGCAGUUACUAAGACCAUGGCUUUGCAGAGAGUUCGCGCAGCUGUUGAACUAGAUCGUGCAGUCGAAGGUGAACACCUUGUGAAGCACAGCACAUCAUCAGUAGACACGGCUGCAUGCCUCUACCACAUGCGAUUGGUAUGGCGGGCAAUUGGCGGUGCUGAAGAGGGUACAGGAGGCGGCGGUCUGAGACUUUUAGAGGCAGCGUGUGCCACAGCCUUGCAUUAUGCUGAUCUCGUUCAUGGCGCGCUUGCGGAUCAAGGAUAUUACGAGAAUCACGGUCAGAACAAAUCAACAGAAGAGAUAUGCACGAUCGUGAACAACUUGGAGUAUGUGCGCCGCUCGCUCUCUGAAUACGACGACGAAUAUAUAGCAAACGAUGAAAAUGCGCGGCAACUAGUCCGUGGCGCGCUGGGGACAUUGGACGCUCGGUCGGCGCGCGCUGCGGCGCCUUUAGCCGCCCGGGCGCGCCCGCCUUUACGGAAAGCUGUUUUCCAUCUAGCGUGGUCCCCUGAUACGCUACCCACGCCUCAGGCUAUCACUCCCUUACUGGAGUUCCUAGACCAACAUUUGUCUUCACUCAACACUUGGUUACUGCCGCGUGCUUUCACUCGUGCUCUUGCUGGCUGCUGGAGCGCUGUACUUAAAGAGGUAUCAGCUCAAGCUGACGCUGGCGGGGCUGAAAGGCCUAGAGUCUACCAUCACAGGCUGAGGGAAGCUCUCGAUCUACUUGCAGAAUUUUUCCAUGCAGAGGGAAAAGGUUUGCCAAUGUCUGAGGUACACAAUCACGAGUGGAUCCGUGUCGAACAAAGAAUGCAGUAUCAUCAAGCACCUACAGAAGAACUUUUAGAAUUAUGGCUCGCUGAUCGGCUUGCCGAACAAGCCCGAACACCCUUACCGUCCCCUUAUGGAUCCAUAUUAGUUAGGGUCUAUUUCAACCACGACUCGCUGUGUGUAGAAGUACUCUCCGCCCGCGACGUGAUCCCACUUGAUCCCAACGGGCUAAGUGACCCGUUCGUAGUCCUCGAGCUAUUACCUAAAAGGCUCUUCCCUAAAGCGCAUGAACAGACUACCAAUGUUCAAAAGAAAACCCUGAACCCGGUGUGGGAUGAAUGCUUCGAGUUCGCGGUAUCUCUAGAGGCAUGUCGCUCUAAUCAAGCUGCGCUAUCGUUGUCGGUAUGGGACCGCGACGUGCUGACCGCCGACGACUUUGCUGGCGAGGCUUUCGUAUCCCUGUCCCGGGUGCCCGGGGUCAACUGCCAUGCACCACCAGACCCACUGCGCCCUCUCGAGUUGCCCCUUAUGCAACUCCAUGACAGAAAUCACCCCAUUUUGCAAAUAUUGGAGUCGCGGACUACCGAUAAACUAGCCAUGGAAUUUGUAAAGAAACAAAAAUUGCGUUUUGCCGAUCAGUAAAUUAUUUCUUUAUAUACCUACACAUCGUAUUACUUUAUCUUAUUUCUAAUUGAGUUUCAUAAUUUCCAAUUAUAUACAACGUCCAUUAAAAAUGUCGACAAUAUACUAAUAAAAAUAUUUUAUUAAAAAGAGUUCAAUAUUUUUAAAACAAAUUUAAGUUAUGUAGAAGCGAGAUAUAAUUAUUGUAAGAUGUAAUUACACAUCAGUAUUAUUGUAUAAAUACAUAUUGCAAAGACUGUGUAAAUCUUCUAUUUAUGAGAGAAUAUUAAAUAUUGUGUGUGUACUUUCAAAACUUUUAUAUGUGUACAAUAGGUAUAGUGGUAUAUUAUAUGCACCCUCGGAGCUUAUGUCCCAAGAUAUUAGUCUCUAUUAGAAAUUCCCGACCAAGUACUUUAAGAUUCGAUGUUACCCUCUAUUAUGUGACAAUUCAAUCAUUUCAUAGUUUUACAAGCAUAUUAUAUGACCUACUUGGAUGUAUACUUCAUAUAUUCACGUAAUAACACAUUUUGUCAAAAACUCAGAAAAAUGAAAAUCCGUUGCAGCUUUAACUCUCCAAGUACUCGUAACAACUACAUGUAAGUCAUAAGUAGAUGGAAAACUGCAGAAUAACACUUAGUACGAGGUCAUCAAAUGUUUCACUUUACUAAACUUAUAAAACUCUAUCUCACUAUGAGCUUGUUAUGAAUAUAUCAUAUUUUUCCAAACUAUUUACACGCUUUUCUAAUUAUUAUUAAUUCUAUUGCGCUUUGAUACGAGCUUCGCAUUGGUCACCUAUCCGUCGCAUUUAAUAAAUUAUACAUGUCUUUAACGACUGAUUUUCAUUACUAGUUUAAUGUUUGUACAAGUAACUAUAUAAAUUUUGUAACUUUAAGUGAAUAAUGUUCACUGUGUAUACAAGUAAGUAUAUUAUUGAUUAUAGAAAAAAAAAUGUAUUGAUGUUUAUAAAUUAGUGAUUGAAUAAUUAUAUACUAAAAUAGUACAUGAAAUAUCUUCUAAAAUCAGUAUUUCAUAUAAGUGAUGACAUAUCACAGGAAUUAUACUCGUAACCAUUUAAAAUCGUAUUUUCAAAUUAAUCAAUAUCACGUUAUUAUGUACAAAGAAUAUAUAUCUAUAUUAAUUCCAGAUUUUAGUAUAUUUAGAAUACAUUGGUAAAUGGUGAAACAAAGCCCUCAUUAUCAACGUACCUAAAAAUAAAAUCUAAGAGUUGAUUUAUACAGAAAAUAUUAUACUUGCGAUCAAAUUUAAAACACAGUUUGAAACCAUUAAAGUAAGGUCAAACAAAAAGUAUCACGAGGGGAAUGUUAUGAAUCAAAGAGAGUCGACAUCUGUAAUAUAGAUGAUAUAAACUUCCACCUCGGAAAAUUUUCUUUGAAGAAUUGAGGCGCAAGUAAGUUAAUGUUAGCGUGAUGCUACUUUUACAUCACGUAAUUUGUAUAUUUAUUGAUAUACAAAAACCAAAGAUUCAUACUCCCACAUAAAAGUUACACAUAAAACUAUCUUGAAAUUGAAUUUUAAACAAAGUAAAUAUCAUAAGACAAGGAAUGAGUGAAGUCAAAAUUUAUACCGUAAAUGUAUAACCUUUCUAGAAGAGAAUAUUUCGGCACGUUUGACUACAAACGUCACUGGUUGGUUCGAAAUAUGUACAUAUUUUGAUCGAAUGCAUCCUGUUUCAAAUGAGUGUACCUUUUUCUUUAUAUUAAUACGUAUAUUUUUAUGGAAAAGGCAUACAACGUUGUGUUUAGUAAAUAAAUCAAUACCACAACUCUUAAUAUCUACUUAUUAAUAAUAUAGGAGUCACAGAUAUUUUGCUAAUCUAUCUAAAUUAUUGUGUGUGAAUCUCUCUGGACUUCCUUCUCUAUUUUGACCAUUUAAAUAUUUUAUGACCAUUGUGUUGUAAACUGUUGAAACUACAUUUAAUUGUAUUUCUUUUAUACUUCAUUUUUAAGUUUGCUAUACUACAACAUAUUCUCGUCUCAAUAUUCAAAGCUAACCCCAAACUUUGUCAUAUCCUCUGUAAACCAUAUCAUAUCACUGAGCUUUUAACUAUUUUAUAUAAAUACUUACCUACUGAGGAGGUCAGAUAUCAAAAUAAUUUUUUUAUGGAAUCUUACUUAAUAGAUUUUUACGACCUCCGCUUACACUUAAGUUUCAUAUGGUUAGAACCGCCAUCAGAAUUUUAAUGGAUUUUUUAAUAAAUAUAUUGUGCUCAAUAUAUUUGACAGCACUAAAAUAUUAUAGGUAUAUACAAUCUUUUGGCAAAACAAGACCAUUCCAAAAGUCAAUUACGUAAAAUAGGACUAUACAAAUAAAAACUAUGAUGUUCAGAAUUAUAUAUAUUUUAUAUCGUAUUGCUUUUCAUAACAUUUUUUUUAUAUAAAUGUCUAUUUAUACAAUCGUACUAAAUAUUAUAAAUUUGUUUUCUAAAGUAUUAUAUAUUAGUGUAUUAAAAAAUAAUAGCAACUUGCUAAAAUCUUUUAAAUCAGACAUACUUCCGUGAAUUAUUCUUAUGAAAACAAUUAUGAAAAUAAAUUAAAAAUGACCGUAACACGUUAAAAUCUUAUAAUAAUUUGUUAUGUAACUAUAAUAAUUUGUAACAUUACAUUUUUUGUUAAUAUAUACUAUAAAAAUAAUUAUAAUAAAAAAUACCAAAGAAAAUUAAGAUAAAAAUUUAAUAUUGAAUGUAUUAUUCAGUGCAAAUGAUUUUUUAAAUUAAUUGUAAUGUAUCGUGCAAAUAGGUAUUUAUUUAUUUAUAGGUAUUUAAGUUCUAAUGAUUAGAAUCGUAUGAUCUAAAUUCCUGAAAAAUAAAAGAACAAUUCCGUGUUUAGAUGACUGUAACAUACAUUGUUAUACAUAACCGCAUACUUAAAUAUUAUACAAAUCUGAGCAGUUAUACCUGUAGUAGAAACCAUAUAGAUCUUUGUAUUGAAUGAAAUUGAAUUAUCAGUGUCUGGUUACUUUAUGUUUACUGUAAGUUAAAUUUAUAAUUAUUCUAUUACUGACACUUGUGUUCCUGGCUUUAAUAAAGUGUAUUCAAUAUA